This is a messenger RNA of Rotaria socialis, 2832 nucleotides long. Lineage: Eukaryota; Metazoa; Rotifera; Eurotatoria; Philodinida; Philodinidae. The record is from the annotation of a GenBank genome assembly.
AUGUCUGAUCGACAACAAUCACGUGGACGUGGCGGUGAUAGUCGAGGUCGUGGAGGUUUUGGAAAUCGUGGUGGUGGUGGUAGCUUUAGGGGCAGUAACGAUCGAGGCGGAGGAGGUUUUCGAGGUGGUGAUCGAGGCCGAGGAGGUUUCAGAGGUGGUGAUCGAGGCCGAGGAGGUUUCAGAGGUGGAGAUCGAGGACGUGGAGGUUUCCGAGGUGGUGAUCGUGGCCGUGGAAGUUUCCGAGGUGGUGAUCGUGGUCGUGGAAGCUUCCAAGGUGGCAAUCGUGGUGGAGGAAGAUCACCCGAUGUGAAACGUGAAUUUAUGACGGAUAGUAUUUAUGUCGGACAAUUACCUGUUGACAUCAAAGAAAAUGACUUGAAAAAACUAUUUCCGAAAGCAAAAAAUAUUACAAUGACACCUGCUGAAGGAACUAGACCUGGCCAUGCUUUUGUCUCAUUUCCUGAUGAUAGUGCAGCAGCAGCUGCUGUUAAACAAGGAGCAAGCUUCAAAAGUACUGAACUCAAAGUAGCUUUUCAAACUAAACGUCCUGAACCACAAAAACGAUUGUCAAAUAUAAGUGACAAUGCAGGUCCACAAUCAAAGAAAUUCAAAACUGAUGUGUCUGAACAAAAAGGAUCGACAACUAGUAAUUUGAAAAAAAUAGGUAACAAGGCUACUGAUUCUGAUGAAGAAGAUGAUGACGACGAUGAUGAUGAUGACGAAUCUAUGGAUUUUGAUGCCGAUAAUGGUUCGGACGAUGAUGAUGAUGAUGAUGAUGAAGAUGAUGAUGAACAAGAAAAAAGAAUUAAACAAACUGUUGCUAAAAUGACUGGUGGAGGAAAAUCGGUACCUUCAAUUUCAGCAACUGGUAAAAAAGUUGAAAACGAUGACGAUGAAUCGGAUGAGAGCGAUGAUGAUUCUGAUGAAGAAGAUGAUGACGAUGAUGAUGAUGAUGAUGAUGAUGAAGACGAAAAACCAUCGAAAUUAAAGAAAUCUGCACCAUUAUCUGGCAAACCGUCGACUCCUACUGUUACUCCUAAUAUAGCAAAAGGAAAAUUAUCACUUAAUAAAUCAGCUGUGCUUGAUAGCUCAUUGCAGAAAAAAGCUCAACUUGAGCAAAAAGUGUCUGAUAAAGUAACACCAUCGAAAGCUCAAAAACGACCAGCUGAUGUUACUGAUAAAUCAAGUCCUCAAGCAAAAAAGCUCAAAAAUGAAACUUCAAUCAGUGAUAAAAACAUUCCAGUAUUAAAUAAAAAUAUACAGCAAGGAAAAGUAACUAACAAUAAGGAUGAAAAAACUUUGAAAGCGUCUGUCGCUAAACCAGUUAAACCUGUUGCUAAAUCAUUGUUGCUAGAAGAAGAUGAUGACGAUUCUGAUGAUGAUGAUGAUGAUGAUGAUGAUUCUGAUGACGAUGAUGAUGAAGUACCUAAAAAGUCAUCCAUCAAGGCACCUAUUAGCGGAAAACAAGCUAAAUUCGUUAAGCCAUCAUUUAUCGAAGAAGAUGAUUCCGAUGAUGAUGAUGAUGACGACGACGACGAUGACGAUGAUGAUGAAGAAAUACCUAAGAAGUCAGCUGCUAAACCAUUAGUUAGUGGGAAACAAACAAAACCUGUUGGUAAACCAUCGUUUAUCCCAGAUGAUGAUGAUUCUGACGAUGACGACGACGAUGAUGAAUCUGAUGAUGAUGAUAAAGCAAAAAAACCAUUGAAAUCCAUCCUUAAAACAAAGUCUACUCCACAAGAAACAAAACUUGCUGCAAAACGUCCACCUCCUGUUGAAGAGGAUGAUGAUGAUGAUGAUGACGAUGACGACGACGAUGAGGAUGAGGAUGACGACGAUGAUGAUUCAGACGAUGAUGCUGAUGAUGAUAUGAAAACGGCAAUCAAAUCCAUCCUCAAAAAAAGAUCUUCACAAGAAACCAAAUCUGGUAACAAACGUCCACCACUUGUUGAAGACGACGACGACGAUGAUGAUGAUGACGAUGAUGACGACGACGAAGAUGAUGACGAUGAUGAUGAUGAUGACGAAGAAAUGCUUUCUUCGCCACCUAAGUCUGCAUCAAAACAAUCAUCAUCAACAGCAACUCCUCCUUCUAAACAAAAUCUCACGCCUAAAACUUCAAAAUCGGAAUCUACACCGACCGCAACACAAAAUAAACAAAAAUCUGCAAGUGAAACAACUAAACAAGAAAAUUCAAAUAAGCCACUUGAUAAACUUCAACUGUACAUAAAUUCAAUUAAAGAAAGUAUUACUGUAUCGGAUAUGAAAUCGCUCUAUCCAAAAGCAAAAUCAGUGAAAAUGCAAAAACGAAAAGUUGGUCCAAAUCAUAAAAUAAUGCAAUUAGCUUUUGUUACAUUUGACAAUGAAUCCGAUUGUGCUAAUGCACUAAAAGCUCAUACAAAAAUCGGCGGCGAAAAAGUCAAUGUAUCUUAUGCUUAUGGUAAAUUAGAUAAACAAACUAAACCAGCCGUUACUGAUUCAAAUAAAAAUUCUGAAGAGAAGAAAAAACAACCAACUCCAACAGACAAUAAUACAAAUAAAACACCACAGGCUAAACCAGCAGCAGAAAAUGUGACUAAUUCAAUAUAUAUUGGUCAAUUGCCUGAAAAUGUUGAAGAAGCUGAUUUUAAAAAACUUUUUCCAAAAGCAAUUAAAAUCGAAUUAAUACCAGCUAAAACAAAGCCUAAAGGAGUUCGACCUGGCUUUGCCUUUGUUACUUUUGCUGAUGAUAAUUCAGCGGCUGCUGCUAUUAAACUGGGUCCAACAUUAAAACUUAAAAAUACACAAUUGAAAGUUGCUUAUCGAACAAAACGAGCAACUGCAACUGAAUAA